ACGGUUACAGCGACGUCAUUACGUCGUUACAGUGCGACACGAGUCGUAGAGAUUCGGCUAAUAAACGUCCGCAGCGGUUUCGCGUGCUUUACAAGUUUUAUAAAAGGUUUUUAUGCUGGAUGUAUUGUUUUAGACGUUUAGCCAUUACUCUUGGCGUCCUCUUUUAUUUUGCCGGACAUUAUCUUCAGCAGCGUAACGUCGAACUCGCUUUCGCUUCGUUGGACUCUGUCUCCUCGUCUUCAUAUCCUCGAAACACACACAGCCCGCAUUCAUAUUCAUAUAACGUCUUAUUGUACGCGUCCAGCCCGCUUCACACAAUGGAAGAAGAGAGCCGCAGCCGCGCGGAAGUCGAAGUCAGCUUAGAUUUGCUGGAGCUGCUGCGCAUCGACGUCGAGCACGAGCCCGCGUGCGACCGAGAGGAGACCACGUGCUCCAAGAACGUCAUGCGCAAGCAGCGGAACUGGGAGAGAAGACUGGAGGCCAAGAGAAGCAGGAGAAGAGAGGAGAAACAAAGAAAGAAGUUCAACAAGGCCGAUAAAGAUGCGAAUGAGCCGCAGCUCAGUAAACGUGUCAUUAAAGCGAUGACCAAAGAGAGACUGGAGGAGGCCAGAGGAGCAGGACCCGGCCUGUGUGUCGAUCUCAGCAUGACGGACCGCCUGUCUGCCAAAGAAGUUAGCCGUCUUGCGUGUCAGAUCAGGCGCCUCUACGGAUGCAACAAGAAAGCCUCGCGGCCUUUCCGCGUGUUUCUGACGGAGUUAAAGGAGGACAGUCUACUACACGGAGAAUGUGUUCGGAUGAACGACGGCUUCCGGAAUUAUUUGAUUGAUGUGACCGAGGAGAGCUGGUUUCAUCUCUUUCCCUCUGAAGAUGUGAUAUAUUUAACCCCGGACUCAAAUGAAGCUUUAGAGUCCGUGGAGGAAGAUAAAGUCUACAUCCUCGGAGGUUUAGUGGAUGAAACCAUACAGAAGAAAAUAAGCUACACGAGGGCAAAAGAGCUGGGCGUUCGCACGGCGCGGCUGCCGAUCGAUGAGUACAUGGUGAAGAGACCAAACUCCAAAAACUUCCACUCCAAAGUCCUCGCCAUCAAUCAAGUGUUUGAAAUCCUUCUGACGUUUCGGGACACCAAAGACUGGACCAAAGCGCUCGCUGCUGGAAUACCUCCAGGAAAGGGUUACAUGGUGCCAUCAUCUGUAGACACGCACCGGCUUAUGAGCCCUUGAGCUUGUAAGUGUGUUAUGAACUCGCCUGUAUAUUAGAUAACUCAAAACCGUCAUGUUUUUAAAAUACUUGACUGCUUCUUUUGUAUUCGGUUUUCUCAGGGAUGGUUUUUGCACAAACACUGUCAACCUUAAAGCCUGUGGUUAACGGCCACCGGAUCACAUUACAAGUGAUAAAGUGAUGACAAACUGUGUCUUUUGCUGAAAGCCGUCUUUCGGUGUCAGGGAGUCUAGAUGGUCUUUUACUGUAUAGCGGCGCAUUGGGCCUUUGUCUUUGUAAUAACUAAUCUUGAAUUAGUUAAGCAUCAGCGCACCCUGUUGGCUGAUAUCUGUAAAGGCAUAAUGUAUUGCCUUCACUAAAGCCCACUGGAGAUGGUGUGUAUAUAUAAAUGAACUCUCCCUCAGGCCAUCCAAGGUGUAGAUGAGUUUGUUUCUUCGUCAGAUUUGGAGAAAUAUAGCAAUACGUCACUUGCUCAGUGAUGGAUGCUCUGCAGUGAAUGGGUGCCGUCAAGAAUGAGAGUCCAAACAGCUGAUAAAAACAUCACAAUCAUCCACACCACUCCAAGCUAGUAUCUGUAAAUAUUAAGCUGCAAAAAUUGUGUGUGUGUGUGUGUGUGAAUGAAUGGCAAAGACACACAGUUUUGUUUGCCACAUUGAAGUGUGUGAAGCUCGCGGUGAUUUCAGCGUCUCAAAAAAUGUGAAUAUUGUAAAAAAGCUUAAUUUUUUGUAACUUAUUUCAAAAAGUGAAACUUUCAUACAUAUCUUGAAUUUAUUGCAGGGAAAGCAAAACAUUAAAAAAAAAAGCGUUUUGUUUUAAUUUUGAUUAUUACUGCUCGAAGUCCAGGAUCUCAAACGUUUCAUUAAAUGACCUUUGAUAGAAA
This is a messenger RNA of Puntigrus tetrazona (Sumatra barb), 2098 nucleotides long. RefSeq names its product tRNA methyltransferase 10B (gene trmt10b). The record is from RefSeq and is a predicted model, not a curated record. Gene Ontology annotation, molecular function: tRNA binding. NCBI's taxonomy places the organism in Eukaryota, Metazoa, Chordata, Actinopteri, Cypriniformes, Cyprinidae. Gene Ontology annotation, biological process: tRNA N1-guanine methylation. Gene Ontology annotation, cellular component: nucleus; nucleoplasm. The coding region runs from base 120 to 1220 and encodes 366 amino acids. The transcript has 8 exons.